AUGGAAAAAAACAAUGAAAACCCGAAUAUCCCCAACAACUUCGACGCAAAGAGUUACAACCUCAGUGGAAAAAUCAUGCUCUGCGCCAUAGUCUUUCUCUUAUUCGUCAUCGUUCUAAUGCUCUGUCUCCAUAUCUACGCUCGCUGGUACCUUCUCCAAUCUCGCCGCCGUCGCAACCGUCUCCGCCGUCGCAGUCAGCUUGUUUUCUUCACCGACAAUACAACAGCCUCCGUCACUACAACCCGCGGCCUCGACGUCUCCGUCAUCGCUAAACUACCGUUAUUCUUAUACAGUCCGGAAACUCACCCGGAAAACGCCACGGAGUGUGCUGUUUGUUUGUCGGAGUUUGAACCCGGGGAAACUGGUAGGGUAUUACCCAAAUGUAACCAUAGUUUCCACACAGAAUGUAUUGACAUGUGGUUUCAUUCUCAUUCCACGUGUCCACUUUGUCGCGCACCGGUUGAGACCACAUUUGAACCGCAACCCGAGGUUGUUAUAACGGUUUAUGAACCGGGAACCGGUUCGGGUUCGAGUCACGGUUCGGUUUUGGAAAAUGAGAAUUUGAAACGGACCGGGAAAGAGAUUUGUUCGAGUUCGGUUGGGUUGAGAAGAAAGCCGUCUUUUAAGGGAGUGACCGUUGAGGUGCCUACGAGGAAUGAAGAGUGUUGUGACUCGCCGUCGUCGUUUCGGUCGCCGAUGAGUCGGAUGUUGUCGUUUAAGAGGAUGCUUAGUAGGGAAUGGAAAGGAAGCGUUGUUUCUCCUUCGUCUUGUGGUGGUGGUGGUGGUGGUUGUAGCUCGGUAGCUGAGUUGAACUUGAAGGUGGACGAGGUGAGACUCAGUGAGUUGAGUUGA
Messenger RNA from Vicia faba (fava bean), 852 nucleotides. NCBI's taxonomy places the organism in Eukaryota, Viridiplantae, Streptophyta, Magnoliopsida, Fabales, Fabaceae. The record is from the annotation of a GenBank genome assembly.